ACCCGCGGGAUGGCUCAGCCGGCGGGCCCGGCAGGCGGCGGGGAGCCCCGAGCGGAGCCAGCGGGCGGCGAGGGGCCUCCGGGCCCCGGGGCGUCUGGCGGCCCGCCGGACGCGCUGAGCCUGGAGGAGAUCCUGCGGCUCUACAACCAGCCCAUCAACGAGGAGCAGGCGUGGGCCGUGUGCUACCAGUGCUGCGGGUCUCUGCGCGCCGCGGCCGCUGGCCACCGCCAGCCCCGUCGCCGCGUGCGCUCAGCCGCGCAGAUCCGCGUCUGGAGGGACGGCGCCGUUACCCUGGCGCCCGACGAUGCGGGAGAGCCGCACCCAGCUGCGGGUAAAUUGGGAUAUUCACAUUGUACAGAAAUAGAGGUUAUUGAAUCUCUGGGAAUUGUUAUUUAUAAAGCACUGGACUAUGGUCUGAAGGAGAAUGAAGAAAGGGAGUUAAGCCCCCCCUUGGAGCAGCUCAUUGAUCACAUGGCCAAUACGGUGGAAGCUGAUGGCAGCAACGAUGAAGGCUAUGAGGCUGCAGAUGAAGGCCUGGAAGAUGAAGAAGAUGAAAAGAGAAAAGUCUCAGCCAUCCAGUCAUAUAGAGAUGUCAUGAAGUUAUGUGCUGCUCAUCUUCCAACUGAAUCAGAGGCACCAAAUCAUUAUCAGGCAGUAUGUCGGGCACUGUUUGCAGAAACAAUGGAGCUACACACGUUUCUGACUAAAAUUAAGAGUGCAAAGGAGAAUCUUAAGAAGAUUCAAGAAAUGGAAAAAAGUGAUGAAUCUAACACAGACCUGGAAGAGCUGAGAAACGCUGACUGGGCUCGAUUCUGGGUUCAGGUGAUGAGGGAUUUGCGGAAUGGAGUAAAACUUAAGAAGGUCCAAGAGCGGCAGUACAACCCUUUGCCCAUUGAAUAUCAGCUCACGCCUUAUGAGAUGCUAAUGGAUGAUAUUCGAUCCAAAAGAUACACUUUGCGAAAAGUAAUGGUCAAUGGUGAUAUUCCCCCUCGGUUAAAAAAAAGUGCUCAUGAAAUCAUCCUGGACUUCAUCAGAUCAAGACCCCCUUUAAAUCCGGUCUCAGCCAGAAAACUGAAACCCACUCCACCACGGCCACGGAGCCUCCAUGAAAGAAUAUUAGAAGAAAUCAAAGCAGAAAGAAAGCUGCGGCCCGUCUCACCAGAGGAGAUUAGACGCAGCAGAUUAGAUGUAACUACCCCUGAAUCUCCAAAGAACAUUGUGGAAUCAUCGAUGGUGAAUGGAGGUUUAACAUCACAAACGAAAGAGAAUGGAUUGAGUGCUGCACAGCAGGUGCCUGUGCAGCGGAAGAAGCUCCUCAAAGCUCCAACUCUGGCUGAACUGGACAGCUCUGACUCCGAGGAGGAAACUCUACACAAGUCAACCAGCAGCAGCAGUGUGUCUCCCUCCUUCCUUGAAGAUCCCUUAGUAGAGGCUGUGUCCACGAGGAAGAAGCCUCCAAAAUUCUUGCCCAUAUCAUCAACACCCCAGCCAGAGAGACGGCAGCCACCCCAGAGACGACAUUCCAUUGAAAAGGAAACACCCACUAAUGUAAGACAGUUUCUGCCACCAUCCAAGCAGAGCUCCCGAUCUCUUGAGGAAUUCUGCUAUCCAGUGGAAUGCCUAGCUCUCACUGUGGAGGAAGUGAUGCAUAUUCGUCAGGUCCUGGUGAAGGCAGAGCUGGAAAAAUACCAACAGUAUAAAGAUGUCUACACCGCCCUGAAAAAAGGAAAGCUCUGCUUUUGUUGCCGAACCAGGAGAUUUUCCUUCUUCACCUGGUCUUAUACCUGUCAGUUCUGUAAGAGGCCGGUGUGUUCACAGUGUUGCAAAAAGAUGCGGCUGCCCUCCAAACCAUACUCCACUCUUCCCAUCUUUUCAUUGGGACCGUCUGCCUUGCAAAGAGGGGAAAGUUGCAUGAGGCCAGAAAAGCCUGCCACUGGCCACCAUCGGCCACUCCGGAGCAUUGCCAGGUUCCCCUCCAAAUCUAAGUCUGUGGACAAAUCCGAUGAAGAACUACAGUUUCCCAAAGAGCUGAUGGAGGACUGGAGUACUAUGGAGGUGUGUGUAGACUGCAAAAAGUUUAUUUCGGAAAUCAUCAGUUCGAGCCGGCGCAGCCUGGUGUUGGCCAACAAAAGAGCCCGAUUAAAAAGGAAAACACAGUCCUUCUACAUGUCCUCCCCAGGCGCCUCGGAAUACUGCCCUUCAGAGAGGACUAUCAAUGAAAUCUGAGCCCGUGCCUUUCAGUUGCUUUGUAUUCCGAGUCGGCACUAGCGCGGGAGAACACUGAGCUGGGCUGUCUCUCCUUGCCGUGGUCUUAGUUAAUAGGCUUGAAUUUGCAUUAGAUCAGGUUUUUCCGCAUCACGUUGUUCCACAGACUGAAUGCUGUGUUCAUCUCGAUUGAUGGUACGUGACAGGUCAGCCAGUUGCUCGUCUGCACCAAGAGAGAACAAUAGUUUGAAACUUGCUUGUGUGUGUGUGUGUGUGUGUGGAGUUGGAGGCCAGAGACUUUUUCCUUAGUUCAGUUCCUUACUGUUCCUCAGAUCAUUUCCUGACUAAGGCAAAAAGCUUCUCCCGUGAGAAAUCGGCCUCACAACGGUGUCGAUGUUCACACAGUUCUAAGCAGUAAGUCAUAUUGGCAUCUCCACCCGACAGUGUUCCUACCUAAUGGACACAGUGGCCGGGCCCUGCCACAUACCAGGUACCCGGGGUUGCCGGGCCAGGCUGUGUAUCUGCUCACGGCACAAAACCUGGAAGGAUUUGCUCCUAUCAAACUGAUUUUAAAUUAUUGUUGCUCUGCGGAGGGACUUCAUGCCUGUAUUCUAGUACAGAACAUCUGGGUAAGCUGUACACCCCAGUGGGGGACCAUUUCCUCUGAGCCGCUGUGUUUGCCCUGGUGCCACGGAUCAGUGUCUCCUGAGUGGGUGACAGGUUUUCAUUCCCUAUCUUGAAUGUAUUAUGGUUACCUGUGGUUUUGUAACAGAGGUCUAAGAAUUAAAGUUUUGUGGGAGUUUCAGGACAAAAGAAGGCUAAAAGUUUGUCAAGAAGUCGAGUGUAUUUUGGUUAACUGUGAGAAGGGUUGUGACAGCGUAGGGUGCCAGCCAUUGCCACACUUCGGGGAAUGAGCUGGAGCUCAUCCGUUUUCAACUACACUUUCCAUAACUUUAUAGUCUUAGCCAUCACAACUAAAUUAAGCCACAAUUUGGUACCUAAGGUCUCAAACUGAAAUUUAUUUAUUUUUAUAAAUGAAUUUUAAGGGGAAAAAACAUUGUCUAGUUCUUUUAAAAUUACAAGAAAAUUAACCUGCUGAUCGACUUUUUGGAUGCUUUUUGCACAAGUUUUCCUUGCAAACGACUGGAGUGAGUAGGGUGGGUUUUUGGUGGAGGUAGGUUGGAGGGUAGCAGUGUACACCUGAAAUUUCUCAGCUUGUUUGUCCCAUGCUAGGAGCUGUCCUUUGUUUUUUUAGUUAUGCUUAGAAAUAACCAACCAAUCAAAUUGCCAUUGAUGUUUGGAAAAUCGGUUAAUGCACAUGCACAAGAGUUUCCUAAAAGCUAUAGGACACAUCUGUAGUCAGCACUGCAACAACACCAUUUAAUAAAAGGCAUGGCAGUCACAUUUCAUUCCACAUCCAAGCAUAGUAACAUUUCUAUAUUAGAUUA
Neomonachus schauinslandi (Hawaiian monk seal) is the source of this 3653-nucleotide messenger RNA. It is a transcript of the gene SPIRE1, whose product is annotated as spire type actin nucleation factor 1. Gene Ontology annotation, molecular function: actin binding. NCBI's taxonomy places the organism in Eukaryota, Metazoa, Chordata, Mammalia, Carnivora, Phocidae. Gene Ontology annotation, biological process: Golgi vesicle transport; intracellular transport; establishment of meiotic spindle localization. The record is from RefSeq and is a predicted model, not a curated record. Gene Ontology annotation, cellular component: cytoplasmic vesicle membrane; cell cortex.